This is a messenger RNA of Girardinichthys multiradiatus, 3375 nucleotides long. RefSeq names its product glucosamine (N-acetyl)-6-sulfatase a (gene gnsa). The transcript is spliced from 14 exons. Gene Ontology annotation, biological process: glycosaminoglycan metabolic process. Lineage: Eukaryota; Metazoa; Chordata; Actinopteri; Cyprinodontiformes; Goodeidae. The record is from RefSeq and is a predicted model, not a curated record. Gene Ontology annotation, molecular function: glycosaminoglycan binding; N-acetylglucosamine-6-sulfatase activity. Bases 150 to 1772 code for a protein of 540 amino acids.
UACACGGAAGCGUUUUCUCUCGUUGAAGUGGUGCAGGAGAACUCUGAGCGGGUAGUUUUACCACCCGAACACCACAUUUUUCUCCCUUAUAAGACGUCAUUCUUUCUCUGCAGACGACCACCUUCGUUUUUUUCAGCAUAAUUCAGAAAAUGGAGUCAACCCGCUCCUGUUUCAGGAGUUUAUUGAGUUAUCUGUUAAUCUGCGUCACUCUGUGGAGCGAGCAAAGCUGCGGGUUGUUUGGACAAUCCAACCGGAGACCAAACAUCGUCUUAAUCCUCACUGACGACCUGGACGUCGCGUUGGGCGGCUUGAACCCACUGAGCAAAACCAAAAAGCUAAUUGGUGACGCGGGGAUAUCCUUCACAAACGCAUUUGUUGCCAGUCCUCUCUGCUGCCCGAGUCGAGCCAGCAUCCUGACUGGGAAAUACCCCCACAACCACCACGUCAUCAACAACACGUUGGAGGGGAACUGCAGCAGCACAGCCUGGCAGAAGAGCGAAGAGCCCCAGACUUUCCCCGCUUUGCUGAAGAUCUAUGGAGGCUAUCAGACCUUCUUCGCAGGGAAAUACCUCAACCAGUAUGGACACGCUGAGGCUGGUGGAGUGGAGCAUGUUCCUCCAGGCUGGAGCUACUGGGUUGCACUGGAGAAGAACUCUAAAUACUACAACUACACUCUGUCCGUGAACGGGAAGACUCAGAAACAUGGAGCAGACUACAGCAAAGACUACCUGACAGAUCUGCUGGCCAACAGGUCUUUAGAGUUCCUCCAGUAUAAAUCCAGCAACCAGCCGUUCUUCAUGAUGGUGUCCACGCCGGCCCCCCACUCCCCCUGGACGGCAGCUCCUCAGUACAAGGACCACUUCAACGACACAAAGGCUCCCAGAGAUCCCAACUUUAAUGUCCAUGGGAAGGACAAACAUUGGUUGAUCCGCCAGGCUAAAACUCCCAUGACCAACUCCUCAAUUCAGUUCCUCGAUAAUGCCUUCAGGAAACGAUGGCAAACUUUACUGUCAGUGGAUGAUCUGGUGGAGAAAAUCGUGAAGAAGUUGGAGGUCAGAGGUGAACUAGAGAACACCUACAUCUUCUUUACUUCUGAUAAUGGCUACCACACAGGUCAGUUCUCUCUGCCACUGGACAAACGUCAGCUCUAUGAGUUCGACAUCAGAGUUCCUCUCAUGGUCAGAGGACCAAACAUCAAACCCAACCAGACCAGCCAGAUGCCAGUGGCAAACGUCGACCUCGGGCCGACCAUCCUGGACAUCGCCGGCUACAAUGUUAACAAGACCCAAAUGGAUGGCAUGUCCUUCCUGCCCAUCAUGCAAGGGAAGAUGAACAGCAGCAGCUGGAGAACAGACAUCCUGGUGGAGUAUGAAGGAGAAGGAAGGAACAUUUCGGACCCAGCUUGCCCGCUGUUGGGACCGGGAGUUUCGGAAUGUUUCCCAGACUGUGUGUGCGAGGACUCGUACAACAAUACUUAUGCCUGCGUGCGCACCAUUGCCCCCUCUGCCAACCUGCAGUACUGCGAAUUCGAUGACGACGAGGUGUUCGUGGAGGUGUACAACGUGACGGCAGAUCCUUACCAGCUGAACAACAUCGCAAAGACCAUAGAGCAGGAAGUGCUGGAGAAGAUGAACCAUCGGCUGAUGAUGCUGCAGUCAUGCUCUGGGCAGACGUGUCGAACACCUGGAGUUUACGAUCCAAGGUUUGAGUUUAUCACCCGGCAGCUGUUUUCAAGCCACACCUGGAGGCCCUGCAGAGUCGGACAGAAGUAAAACCAGAAAGGAUGAGGGUAAAGGAAGAAGUAUUUUCCUGCUGCCACUGCCUUGUUUUGAACCCUCCUGAGCCUGAUGGAGAAGGGAUCUGUGGGAGCCAGAUUUACAUUUAAAACUUCCGGUCUGGGCCUUGGUUCAUUUUAUUUUGAUGUUUGUGAAACAUAAUUUUUUAAGACUGAGAAUGAAUUCAAAUCAUGUCUCUUCAUCAGCACAGUUUUGCACGUCUGGGCAGUCUAUCUUUAAUGAACCGUUUGUCCCAUAUCUGAGUGUAGAAAGUUAUUUGGGACAGUUUCGCUCCGACUUCAUUCCAGUGCCCAACCUAGAAAAACGUCUAUUCAGACUGUAGCCCCAAGUUCCUCGGUUUCUUCUGUCUAAUGCAAACAUGAUCAUCACAUAUUACAUUUCUUAAGAUCCAAUUUUGUUUUUAAACCAGUAGCAGUCAACUUGGAGACUAGAUUAGCAAACUAAUCUGCUGCAGGUUAGACAUUAACUCCUACAUAAGACCCUAACGUAAACCCUAAACUAUACCCUUUUAAUAUGCCCUAGAACAGUGGUGUGCUACUCCAGUCCACAAGGGCCUGCGACUUUUCUUCCCUACACCUGAAUAAAAUGUAUGGCUCAUUACCAGGCCUGUGCAGAACUUCACUGCAUACUAAAGAGGUAAUUCUGCUGUGUUACAUCUAAAGGUUCCAAGAGUUGCCCUAGAAGAUCUUGCCAAAUUCCUGCAAUGACUAUAUUUUGAUGCCGUCUGAUGAAGGUACCCUGAAACAGCAGGGCUAAAAAUAAAAUACAAUAUAGCAAAGCACAGAAGAAUUACUGUGGCAUUGAACUAGGUGAAGAUGGGCUUCUGUGGAGAGUUGAAUAGCAGUUUAUAUCUUAGGAGUCCAAACUAAGGUCGUUAAAAAGGUUUGUUACCUCAAAGCAUUUUUCGCUCACUUAAAUGUAAAAGAUCCAAGUAUGAGAGGCCCCAAAAAGGUUGAAUUAAUCAAUGAAAUAGGUACAACUCCUGCUAUGUCACUCACAUCACAUGUAUGCAGAAACACUGUCUGCAAUGAUUAAAGAUCAGGGUAUAAAGGGCAUCUGAAAUUGAAACAAGUCCCGACAUAUUAUUUACCAGAUUCAGGCUCAUGAACAAACUUUUGCUUAUCAUCUCGCCACUGACAAAGCUUACUACUUAUAACCUCUCCACAGAAGCCUGAUGUAAAAGAACCCACAUUAGGAAUUGACAUUUGCAGAAAUUAAAUUAGAAAAACUUUUAACUUUAAAGAAAGUGCCAAAUGUAGUUCUUUUUUUAAUUUAUAUUAAAAGUUGGAUUAGGGACAUGAUUUAAACUAAGGGAAUUUUUCUGGUAUAGUUAUUUAUUAGCAUUUUAAAAGAUAUUCUAUUGUGAAGAAUAAACUACUGCUUUCUGUCUUUUUAAAUGUUGAAAUACUCAUUUAAAACUGCAUGCAUAUAUUUUAAAUCCAGAAAAGCUGCUAGUAAAAUGUUUUUUUCUUCAAGCUGAUCACUUUUUUUAAAAUGAAAGAUGCACUUUUAAAUGUCAGAAGAGAUUAAUUGUAUUUUUUGCUUGUAUUUUUGUCCAAAUAAAGAACUUCUCACUGUU